Messenger RNA from Musa acuminata subsp. malaccensis (wild Malaysian banana), 2907 nucleotides. RefSeq names its product xyloglucan galactosyltransferase KATAMARI1 homolog. Gene Ontology annotation, molecular function: glycosyltransferase activity. Lineage: Eukaryota; Viridiplantae; Streptophyta; Magnoliopsida; Zingiberales; Musaceae. The record is from RefSeq and is a predicted model, not a curated record.
UGAUAGUUCCUCUUCUCGCAUUUUGGAUUUGGGGGAGGGCACAGAUAACUGGGUCUGCACUUCUCAAUUUGAUGAGAGUUUAUUCGAUAGAGAUCGAUCAAUUAAGCUGAAUUUGGGCUGGAAUUUGAUGAGACGACGGUCGUUAGAGUCCAACCAUCACGAGGAGAUGGAGAAGGCCAACGGCAAGCCUCCACCAUCUCGGCUCUGCUUCUUGGCCACCCUAUCGGCCAUGUUCUGGAUCAUGAUCUUCUACUUCCAUUUCACUGUUCUCAGCAGCAACCCUAUCGGCAAACCGGAGCAACCCGUUCCCUUCUCCGUUUCGGCCCAACCCCAGCGGAUUUCGGAAGCAUAUGAAGCGUUUGAACUGCCCAAAAUGAAGGCACCGCCGAGAUCAAAGCCAUCGGAUACUCGUCAAGCACCAGAGGCAUUCCCCUUCACCCGGGCCCUCCGGACCAUCGAGAAUAAGAGCGAUCCGUGCGGUGGGAGGUACAUCUACGUCCAUGACCUCCCCUCGCGGUUCAAUGCCGACAUGCUCCGAGAUUGCAAGAACUUGAGCCUUUGGACCAACAUGUGCAAAUUCACAAGCAAUGCUGGUCUGGGGCCUCCGCUUGAGAAUGCUGAAGGGGUCUUCUCAAACACCGGAUGGUAUGCCACCAAUCAAUUCGCGGUGGAUGUGAUCUUCAACAACCGGAUGAAGCAGUACGAGUGCCUGACCAAGGAUUCAUCCAUUGCCGCAGCUAUUUUCGUGCCCUUCUAUGCUGGUUUUGACAUAGCUCGAUAUCUUUGGGGAUACAAUAUCUCAGUCAGGGAUGCUGCAUCUCUCGAUUUGGUUGAUUGGCUCAUGAAGAGGCCUGAGUGGAACGUGAUGGGGGGAAGGGACCAUUUCUUGGUGGCUGGGAGGAUCACUUGGGAUUUCAGGAGAUUGACGGAUUCUGAAACGGAUUGGGGGAAUAAGCUUCUGUUCUUGCCAGCUGCAAGAAAUAUGUCCAUGCUGGUUGUGGAGGCAAGCCCAUGGAAUGCUAAUGAUUUUGGGGUACCAUAUCCUACUUACUUUCAUCCAGCAAAGGAUGGUGAUGUUUUCCUUUGGCAGGACCGGAUGAGGAAGUUGGAGCGGAAGUAUCUAUUCUCAUUUGCAGGUGCGCCACGGCCUGAUAAUCCAAUAUCAAUCAGAGGGCAGAUAAUAGAUCAGUGCAAAAGGUCCAAGGUAUGUAAGUUGUUGGAGUGUGAUUUUGGAGAGAGCAAGUGUCACUCCCCAAGCAGCAUAAUGCAGAUGUUCCAGAGUUCCUUGUUUUGCUUACAACCUCAGGGAGAUUCAUAUACAAGGAGAUCAGCUUUUGACUCCAUGUUGGCUGGUUGCAUACCUGUUUUCUUCCAUCCUGGUUCUGCUUAUAUACAGUACACAUGGCAUCUCCCGAGGAACUACUCGACAUAUUCGGUGUUUAUCCCGGAGGAUGAUAUUCGAAAGCAGAAUGUCAGCAUUGAGGAGAGGUUAAAGCAAAUUCCUCCAGAUGUUGUGGAAAUAAUGAGAGAGAGAGUCAUAAGCCUUAUACCAAAGCUAAUAUAUGCAGACCCUAGGUCUAAACUGGAGACUCUUAAGGAUGCGUUUGAUGUGGCAGUUCAGGCAGUCAUCAACAAAGUUACAAAACUAAGAAGGGAUGUAAUUGAAGGCCAUGAAGAUAAGGACUUCAUCGAAGAGAACAGCUGGAAAUAUGCUUUGUUAGACGAUGGCCAGCAAACAGUUGGGCCACAUGAGUGGGAUCCUUUCUUUUCUAAGCCGAAGGAUGGUAACGGAGAGUCUGGCACUAUAUCUGCUGAAGCUGCUAAGAAAUCUUGGAAGAAUGAACAAAGGAGUCAGGCUUGACUUGUAUUCUGGAGUGAUGAGAAGGCAGGGCUAAUUGAUUAUGAUGAUUUAUAAUCACAUUGGUACAAUCUGAAGCUACUUGAAUGCAAGUAAAUCAUCAAAUUACAGAUAUGUGGAUGAGUGAGCCUUGAUCAUCAUUGUUGAGUGUAUAUCAGUUGAGUUUUUCUGCAAAUUGUGAGAAUGUGUCUACAACAAUAAUUAGAACUUCAAAGAUGAACCAUAGGAGGGGUUUGAUCUCUUGUGAUGUUUGCAUUAGGUAAGAUGUGCUUUCAAUUUAUCAAUUUCCUAUUUGUAUAUAUCUUUCCUAACAAUAGUUGAAUUUUGAAUACAGAACCUAAUAAUAUAAGACGUCUGUCAGUUCGGUAAGGUGCUAUACUACAUAUACAGCCAGCAGCUUUGGAAAUCCUUUUGUGUUUGGUUCUAUGUUAUACACGUUUCAAGUAAGAUGUUUAGGUUCCUGUAGUUAUUGUUGAUGUGAGCACCAGUUGCUAUGGUUCUUAGGGGGAUGCAUGAAGUAGAAUAAUAUGCAUGUUUUUGGCACUACAAAAUGUUUGUACGGGCUUGUUCAUGCAGGAUAUGAGUCGCCAAUCCAUUCAAGAAUUUGUCACACAAUGUCACUUGCUCCAAGACUUUUGAAGCAACCAACAUGACCAAGCUCUGGAGAUGGUAAGAAGCAUCUUGGCCACCGGUGGAUGAGCAGAUGCCAAAUUUUCUUGCAAGGCAUCCUGCUGUAUCGUAAGGAGCAGCCUUUCCUUCUGUGACUAGGAGGGCGUAGAUUGAAGCAAUCGAUGAAGAGGGAACAUUUUGGGCUAUCAAACGGGGACAACCAUUUUAAUGUCAAUCUUAAAGCCAGCCACACUUGUUUAGGAUCUCUAUCGGUACGUUCACGAUGAAGUGUUUUGUUCGGCUACAUAAUUCCGAUGCUUAUGUUUCGAUAAAAUUGACGGUGAGAGUUUACGGGUUUCUUCGUUCAGCUCUUUUUGGUGUAUGAGCUUAUGCAUUUGGAUAAUUUUGAUUCCUCAAACAUGAUUGAUAAUUUAGAAGAA